AUGGGCGACCUCGCAAGUGCUCCAUUUGCCCUGCUCAAGGCAAUCCAGGCCAGUGACUUAGAAAUCGUUGUUGCCCACUUUAAUGAAGACCUUGACUGGAUCAAGCCAAUGUCCUCUCAGGCCACCAUCUAUGCUAAGGGGAACACGCCGUCGGAGCCGUGGUCCUUCAGGCAGCUCUUCUAUCUUCCUAACAUCGGACGCGAAAGCCACACAUUUCUCCAUCAUAUCGUCUCAAGAUACGACACCCUCGCUACCAUCACCUUGUUCGUCCAAGGGGGGUUGGAUGGCAAGUCGUGUCGCCGAGCGCACACAAACAUGACCAUCACUCAGAUGAGCGCGAAGUCCCUGAAAGAGACGGCAUCGAGGGGCGGCAUGACCAUAUUCGGGUCGAAGGCCGAAGGCACCUACCGGCCUUUUGAUCAGUGGGAUGGCUUUGACUGGAAGAAUGACCCGGACAAUGUGGUCUGGCUAAGCCAGCAGAAACCAGGAGACUCCCUGAAUGCGGACUGUACUCCGGCAGAGCUGUGGCUCGACAUAUUCGGCUAUGAGCAUCCUAAGAGUAUCAUGUUUGCGGAGGGUGCCUUCUUCGCCGUUCAUAGGGACACAAUCCGCCUCCGACCCCUCACUUUUUACAAGAGGAUUCUUGGUAAAUUCAUGACCCUGAACCAUACCAACCCGGAGAUUGGACACUUCAUAGAGAAGUUCUGGGGGGAGAUCUUUAUUGAUGCUAGCUGA
Messenger RNA from Aspergillus alliaceus, 735 nucleotides. RefSeq lists its product as uncharacterized. The transcript is spliced from 2 exons. NCBI's taxonomy places the organism in Eukaryota, Fungi, Ascomycota, Eurotiomycetes, Eurotiales, Aspergillaceae. The coding region runs from base 1 to 735 and encodes 244 amino acids. The record is from RefSeq and is a predicted model, not a curated record.